AUGACUGUACCGCCCGUCCCUUCCAAUUCAGCCGUUCUUGCAAUAAAGAGGAAACUCUUUGGAAGUAGAGAACAUGUUCGACCAGUUGACACGGAUGAUAAGAAGAACGUCACAGUUCAUAACAAGAACUUCGCUGAGGAACAAAGCAAAUUCUUGGAAGUCGUCCAAUUUCUAAUUGAAAAGGAAGUUGAUGUCAAAGCUCCAUCUCUUGUCUUCAUUGCUGCCGGGUUAGGCUAUGUGGAAGUCUUGAAGUACCUGCUUGACAAUGGAGCAGAUGUAAACACUGUGAACGAAAAAAAUCAAACCUUGGUCUAUGUUGCUGCUUCAUUUGGCCACCUAAACGUUGUGGAGUACUUGUUUUUCAAGGGUGUAGAUGUCAAAAGUCCGGCGACCGACGGAGUUACUCCUGUGUUUGAGGCAGCGGCUCGUGGACACUUGGAUGUCGUAAAGUAUUUGGUUGAAAAAAUGUCAGAAGCGGAUUUCCAACAAGUCGCUAAAGAUGGUUGCAUGGUUUUUCAUUAUGCCGCUCGAGGUGGGCAUUUAGAAGUCGUCAAGUACUUAAACGAGAAGGGAGGUAGUGCCACAGUUGCCAAUGAACUGGGAGAGACUCCGAUCUUGCUAGCAGCUGAAGGUGGCCACACGGAUGUCGUCCAAUAUCUAUUUGAACACGGAGGUAACGUCAACCUUCCUGCAAAUGACGGAAAGACGCCAGUGUGGGCCGCAGCUCAGAAUGGAUACUUGACUACUAUGAAAUUCCUCGUUGAUAAGGGAGCAGAUGUUCAACUUGUUGUCAAACCAAAAUCAAAAAAAAAAGAAGAUCAGACUUGGGCUGGCGCAACUACGAUUCUCGUAGCGGCAUUUGAUGGGCACCUAGACGUAGUGGAGUACUUGGCAAAUAAGAAUGUGGACGUCAACGCUCCAGCUGACGAUGGUUGGACACCUGUAUUUGCCGCCGCGAACGGUGGUCAUUUGAAGGUUAUCGAAUACUUAGUCAAGCAAAAGAAUGCCGAUGUCAAUGUAACGGUAAAGUCAGGAAAUUACGAUGGCGCUCCCGCAGGAGCAACACCUGUCUAUACUGCAUCUCAUUUCGGCUAUCUAGACAUCGUCAAAUUUUUGGUAGAGGAGGGAAAAGCGGAUGUCAAUAUCAAUAAAGCUGGCCGCACGCCCCUUAAAGCUGCUCAAGGCCACCCUGACUUGAAAGCGUAUUUAAUACAGCAUGGUGCAAAGUGA
This is a messenger RNA of Synchytrium microbalum, 1230 nucleotides long. RefSeq lists its product as uncharacterized. The transcript is spliced from 11 exons. The coding region runs from base 1 to 1230 and encodes 409 amino acids. The record is from RefSeq and is a predicted model, not a curated record. Gene Ontology annotation, molecular function: protein binding. NCBI's taxonomy places the organism in Eukaryota, Fungi, Chytridiomycota, Chytridiomycetes, Synchytriales, Synchytriaceae.